AUGCCUCGCGAACCAGGCCGACCUUAUCGUGAAGAAGACCCCUCAGAUGGCCCCUCGGCCCACAAGGGCCACCAUGGUCAUGGCGAUCUGGAAGAGGCCGCCUUCGACCUCUUCCGCCGUAUUCUCUUUCCUGAAUCACACGAACACCAUCCUGGAGAGCACCACACGGAGGAUCUUGCUGAGCUAUUGAGGCUUCUGGACAGUAUCGGCCACUCGAGGGAGUUUGAAGAGGUCUUAAAAGAGGUUGAAUUUUACCAUCCUGGAAUCAUAGAGCACUUGAAACAUGAUGAUGGUGGUCAUGAGUACGUCCAAGGGCUUUAUCGUCGCCACACUGAGGAGUCCUUCGACCCCAGCGAGUGGGAACUAGAUCACGGUGUGGGGGGUGAAGCAGCAACCCAUUGGUGGGAUGGGGGCAAUGACAAUACACACAGCCAUGAGGGUGACAGACCAGAAUACCACUCUUGGGACCACAGGGCAGAGGAUCAUUACUGGUGGCAUGAGAAGGAGGGCCACCCUUGGGAGGACCAUGAUCAACACUGGUCACAUUCGAGAGAGGACCAUCAUUGGUUGCCUAGUGCGGAAGACCAUCCCUGGGACCAAGCGCACGAUCAACGCUACGGUGAGUUUUGCAUCCUGUCGUGA
This is a messenger RNA of Perkinsus marinus ATCC 50983, 642 nucleotides long. RefSeq lists its product as hypothetical. The record is from RefSeq and is a predicted model, not a curated record. The transcript has a single exon. The coding region runs from base 1 to 642 and encodes 213 amino acids. Lineage: Eukaryota; Perkinsozoa; Perkinsida; Perkinsidae.